Molecule: messenger RNA, 7103 nt
Organism: Cheilinus undulatus (humphead wrasse)
Lineage: Eukaryota; Metazoa; Chordata; Actinopteri; Labriformes; Labridae
Gene: kctd2
Product: potassium channel tetramerization domain containing 2
Exons: 6
Coding region: 295-1119 (274 amino acids)
Biological process (GO): protein homooligomerization; proteasome-mediated ubiquitin-dependent protein catabolic process
Cellular component (GO): Cul3-RING ubiquitin ligase complex; cytoplasm
Molecular function (GO): cullin family protein binding
Source: RefSeq, a predicted model, not a curated record
UAUUGUUUUUCUCUGAUUAACGUUUGAAUAGACAAGAAUGAGCUAUUUAUCUUUUGAAGAAACGAUUAAACGCGAUGCUGCUAACGUCGUUCGGUCUUUAACGAUCUUAUUUGUGUCCUAAUGUUUGUGGAUUGAAGCGGAGACGGUCGAGUUUGAGCAGCAACGCCCUGAUGAGAGCCACCCUGACGGAGAAAAAUAUCCUCGCUGUGUUUACAAACCGACUCCGAGAAAUUGUUUCCCCGCAGUGUGUCGUUAGCUAAUCGCUCUCUGUGUAUUUCAGACGAAUAAGAAAACAUGGCUGAACUGCAUGUAGUGGAACCGAGUGGCACUGGCACCAUAGAGCAGCCCGAGCACCGCGACGUCCGCGGCUCUAUGCGCCUGGCUUCGCCCACUCUCAUGGUUCCUCCGCGGGGCAGUCAGCUCAGUCCCGGCGGGGUGUCGAGCGGUAGCGGCGGCGGCGGUGGUAGUGGACGGUCCGUGUUCGGGUUCACGGUAAAGAGCAACCCGAGCUCCCCGUCCGAACCGGCGGAUAAGCCGGGCUCACGCUGGGUUCGACUGAACGUCGGUGGGACUUAUUUCAUCACGACCAAACAAACGCUGUGCAGAGACCCCAAAUCCUUCCUGUUCAGACUGUGUCAGGAAGACCCCGACCUGGACUCUGAUAAAGAUGAGACAGGAGCCUACCUGAUCGACAGGGACCCCACAUACUUCGGCCCCAUCCUCAAUUACCUCCGACAUGGGAAACUGAUCAUGGACAAGAAUCUGGCAGAGGAAGGUGUUCUCGAGGAAGCUGAGUUUUACAACAUCGCCUCCCUGGUGAGGCUGGUUAAAGAGAGGAUACGGGACAACGAGAACCGGACUUCUCAGGGCCCUGUGAAGCACGUGUAUCGAGUACUUCAGUGCCAAGAGGAGGAGCUCACACAGAUGGUCUCCACCAUGUCUGAUGGUUGGAAGUUUGAGCAGCUUAUAAGCAUCGGCUCUUCUUAUAACUACGGAAACGAAGACCAGGCAGAGUUUCUAUGUGUAGUUUCCAGGGAGCUCAACAACUCCACCAAUGGCAUCGUCAUCGAGCCUACUGAGAAGGCCAAGAUCCUUCAAGAGCGAGGCUCUCGGAUGUGAAGAGAUCCCGUUUCUGAGUUAAACACACUUAACAACAAUAACAAGACAAAUCCUUCAGUUUUUAUCAACCAGCAUCCUCAUCAUCAUCAUGGACAACAUCAUCAACCUCCUUCCCUCCUCUGGUGUGCCUUUCCACAGCGGGAGCUCCCUGAUGUCCCUUCCUCCUCCCUCUCCUCCUCCAGAGCUGCGACUCGACCCUGACUUGUCUCCUUGUUUGUUCUACUCCAUCGCAGGCUGUGGGACGCUUCAGGGGAUUUUAAAAAGGAAUCAAAUGAGAAGGUUUUUUUUCACAGCAGCUUUUUGAUGGUCAGUGUCGAUACGGUGCAGGAUAUGGUGCUGAUUGUAGCCCCUUCUUAUUAUCAGUGGGCGGAUGUCCGGCUCAAAGCUACUAAGGAUCAUCUUCAUGGCUCCCAUCAUCGCUUUUAACCCACAGGAUACUUCCUCUUGGCUCUGUCGACUCAGCAGAAAUCUCCUCAGGACUCUCACAGGACAUAAAGGAAUGAACACAACUCCUCUGACAGAGCAUCUUUCUUUACGGGGGGAGCCUCGCCGCCUCCCUCCCUGCACUCCCAGAACCCUCGGCUGACGUCUGAGGUAAAAAAGUGUUGCUACAAACCGAGCCAGGAGCAGAUUCAGAUCGCUGCAUUUGAGCCAGUCUGGCGCAGCAUCUCCUCAUCUUUCUGAGUAUUUAAAAACAAACAUGGACUUGUUUCCACACUUUUUCUGUUUCCUGAUUUCCGGUCUCGGCUCAACCUCUCUCCUGCCAGGGAGAAAAAUUCUGGAUAUUUCCGUGCUAAAGAAAACAGAAGACUCAAAAAGACUUCAUCUGUGUACAAUUUGUCAAGGCAUGUGAGGAAUCUAUAUAAAUCUAUAUAGGCUACAUGAUGAAAUUAUAUGAAAAAUCGAAUGCAAAUGGUGUAAUUAUUGAUUUCUGUAUCAUAGUUGUCAUAUAUUUACAUAUUCUGGUGGGUGAGUCUAUUUAAAGGACAGAGAAAAUAUCAUAUUUUUCAGUUUAUGGAAGGUUUCCUGCCCGGUAUCAUGGAUGUGAGUUUGUGUUUGCAGUGCCUCUCUGCUUUCUGUCCAUGACUGAAUUAUCACAGCUGCACGUUUUCUGUAGUGUUACUCAAAGAAAACCCAGAGAUCAUCUAUAUGUUUUCUCUUAAAUAUCCUUCUUUGAUCUCUUGCAUAUCUUAAAAUUGUAAUAUGGGAUAAGGAAAUUAUUUAUUAUUGCCGUUUGUCCUGAUAAGCAGGCAUGGUGGAGAUUAGACUGUGGCCAGUUUGGAUGCUGCCUCAAAAAACCUACCCCCCCCCCUUCUCUUUCUCUUUCACGCUACUCUCACAUCACUUUGCAGCUGCCUCUGUUGCCACUCCUCACUUUAACACCUAAAUAACUGUGUUUUCUUUCAUUGUGCAGCACUUGUAGCAACUUUGGCAAAGCUGAAUUUUACCCACCAUGCUUUUAACUGCAGGACACGUGAGAUUACAUUGUCACCGACGUUUUCAGAGCCUGCCAGUGAGACGUGUCUUCAGCUUUGUGAGCUUCAGAGUGAAGCUUUUAUUUCAGAUGUUCAGUUGCUUUCUUGUGUUGAUUGAAUCCAUCUUGGCUGAAUUAUACACGUAGUAUUUGGAGGCAGUAGGUUGCUUUUUUGAUAAGUGCUGUUUGAAGACUUUUAAAAACACUGGAACAACAUGGAAGGACGUAUUUAUUGGCCUUGAUCCUAGCUUGUGUUUGCAGAAAACCUGUUGAGUUUAUCAUAAAAAAUUACUGACUCUCAGCCUGAAUAUGAUCAAACAUAUUCAUAGGUAACAUAGACAAGGAUUCCAUCAAUUUUGGGAGUGUAAAAAUGAUCUGGCCUCCCCUUAUAAUGUACAUUUACCAAAAGUAAGGGCAGCCAUCCAUCGGUACUGAUCAGUAAGAAUGCACAAUGUUAUUGGCAUGGUAUUCGUAUGGGCAGAUCUUAGCUCAAAGAGGUUUAUUAUUAUCAGCAGACACAAAAAAUCUCUGCUGAUUUACAAGCAGCAUACCCACUGUGAAAAUCAGCCUAUGCUUGCUGUAAUAUCAAUCUGUAUUUGCUGUAAUAUCAGUCUGUAUUGGCAUAGAUUGGUUGUAAAUGUCUGCCUGUAUUGGCUGGAAAUAAUAGCCUUAAUUGACCUCUGUAUGCCGGGAAUCAUGGCCUUUUUUGGCUUAUGUUGGCUCAAAAUAUUGUCCUGGUUUUGCCUGUUAGUGUGUUAUAUCAGCCAGUAUUGGCCCAUAUUUACUGUAGAUAUAAGCCUUUAUUGGACUAUAGCCCUGGUAAAUGUCAGCCUGUAUAGGCCUGUAUUCGCUGUUAUUCUUGGACAGUAUUAGCUAUAAAUAUCAGCCUAUAUGGGCCUAAGUCCGUUGGAAAUUUUAGAUUGGGUUCGUCUAUAUUAGCCGGAAAUAUAAGCCUGUAUUGGCAGAUAUAUAAGCCUAUAUUGACUGAAAAAAUUGGCCUAUAUUGGCCCAAGUUGGCUGAAUAUAUUGAAUUGUAUUUGCUGGAAAUAUAAGCCCAUAUUAGCCUUUAUUGGCUGUAAAUGUAUGCCUAUAUUGGCUUAUAUGAGUUGAAAUGAUCAACCUGUAUCACCCUGUAUUGGCUGGAAUUCAUGGCCUAUUCUGGCCUUAGUUGGCUGGAAAUAUUGUCCUGGUUUUACCUGUACUUGUGUGAGAUAUCAGCCUAUAUUGACCCUUUAUUGGCAUACAGUCCUUGUAAAUGUCAGCCUGUAUAUUCCUAUAUUGGCCAGUAUUGGCUAUAAAUAUCCACCUAAGUUUGUUGGAUAUUUUGGAUUGGGUUUGUCUAUAUUAGCUGGAAAUAUAAGCCCAUAUUAGUCUUUAUUGGUUGUAAAUGUCUGCCUGUAUUGGCCUAUUUUGCCCUUAGUUGGCUGGAAAUAUUGUCCUGGUUUUUGCCUGUACUGGCGUGGGAUAUCAGCUAAUAUUGAUCUAAAGUGACUGUAGAUUUGAGCCUUUAUUGGCCAAUAUUCAUUGUAAAUAUUAGCCUGUAUGUUCUGAAAAUGUCAGCCUUUAUAGGUCUAUACUUGCUUUUAAUGAUGGCCAUAUAUUGCCUUUAAUUAUUGGGCUAUAUAGGCUGGAAAUCUCAGUCUGUAUGGGCCUGUAUUAGCUGUUAUAAUGGCCAGUAUUGCCUGUAAAUAUCAGCAGGUAUUGGAUUAAGUUUGCUGGAAAUAUUGGACCGAGCUAACCUCUACUGGCUGGAAAUAUAGGCCGAUAUUGGCCUGUGUUGGCUGUAAUUAUCAGUCUGUAUUGGCUUUUAUUGACUAUAAAUAUGAACAAUUUUGAACAUUUUUUCUUUGUUCCUAUUUAAACAUUUAAGUGUAUUUUAAGGACUGAAGUUUUAGAUUUAUAUUGGUAUCAGUAUGGGUAUUGGCUAGAAUGAAUGCCUAAAUAUUGACAAAAACCCAAUAUUGUGCAAUCCUAAGGAUAUUUUUUAUGUUUUGACAUGGAAGAUAUUUUAGCUGAUAUUGACAGUUUGCAAACAGACCAGGAAAGCAGCAACAGCAAAAUUGCACAUUUUUAUAUGCAACCAAAAAAAGUCUUAUUUUGACUCUGAUUUACAUCAGUUUAGUGUCUGAAAAUAGUCUUAAAAGGCUGUUUUUUAGUUUGUAAACUCAAAUUUCUCAGCAGUCAAACUGCACUGACAUUCAAAAUGAAUCGAAAUUUAACAGAGAAAUCUGCAAACAUGUUGCUGUUGAGACUCUGAAGUCAGUGAUUUUUUUUUUUUUUUUUUUUUUUGCCAUUCCUGACUGGACCGUUUGAUUAACUGUCUAUUCUCUUUUAAAGCGUAAACAGGAGGUUGAAAUGUUGUUCCUGGUGUUGAUGCAGCCUUGUCACAUGAGCAUCAUACUGUAAAGUUAGAGCCGUAUUCUAACCUGUGGGAUGGAGAUGUGAUUCUUUCAUUAUGCCCAUCUUUCAGACUGACCUUGCAUUAUUACCACUGCCCCUCAGAGUUAACGUGGUUGACGUACAUAUAAUGGCUUUUAUCACUUUGAUGCACCAUCCUUUGUAUAAAGUUAAUUUAUAUCAGCAUGAACAAAAAGAAUGCCAGAAAAACUGUACCUUUGCUGUCGUCAUGCUCUCUGACCGUGUUCAGUCAGAGCUCAAACUUUGAUGUGACUUCUUCUUCUUCUUCUUCGUUUUUGGUUGUUUUUCCUCUCGACUGUGUGUCGUGCAGUUAUACUCUGCUAAUCUGAGUCGUGAGCAGACUGUGUGCUGCUAAAAACGCCCAAACGUCUCAUUGAGGAGCACUUUUCUUCUCCUUUUGUUGUUCUCUGGGCCUUUGCAAAGCACCUUGGGUGUCGUUUCCCUUCGUCUGUGUCCAGUGUUGUGCCUUUGACCUGUGUUGUGCACAGUUGUUCUCCCCUCUUAUCAUAAAGGUGCCUCUCUUACCUUAAAAAAGCCCAGAGGCACCUACCUGAGGUAUGAUGUGUAACACGGUUGUUAGCUUGAUUUAUGUUGUUCGUGUUUCAGUGAGAGGCAAGCCAACAAAUCCAUCGUCCACUGCUUUAUUUGAACUUUAUUACACACACUAAAAACUGAAGCUCUGCUACUUUUGUGCCAUUGCUUUUGAGCUAAAUCAACCCUUAAUCACAUGAUUGAAAACUGUGUCUGAAUCUGCUGUGAACAUUGUUGAUGAUGGUUGUUUUUGUGUUUACUAUCAAAUGGGAGGAAAGCAGGAAGACCAGUCAAAGCAGGUUUCUCUCCUCUGCUUUUAUCUUAGUAAAACUCCAGCAGUGCACUUCUUAACAGAAAUCAAUCUGACGUCAAACUUGCCAUCAUUUGGCCUCUUGUUUAUUUCUUGAGUUGCAUGCUGAAGCAAUCCCUGAUGAUUGAAGUUUUAGAUGUGUGUUUUUGACUUUGAAGCACUUAUUCCUGUCACCUUUGUGAACCCAGUUUUAUCUUAACCUUGAUCGUUCAGUGUUCAGGUUGGUGGUUCCCAAUCUGAGGGCGAGACAAGACCCAGGAAGAGUUCUCAAGAUAGUAAGCAAGACAGAUAACCAAAAUAUUUUAUGCUCUUAAUAUUACUUUUUGUGAUUUAGUCUUCCAUCUAAAAUGUCUUUAUAUUAACUUCUAUUGGUACCUUUCCAUGCGUGGUAACGGCUUGACUCGUCUCAACUUUUUUGUGACUUUCCAAAAGGAAUCAUACCUGCUACGUGGUACUUUAUAUGUUUGCACCUCUACAAUGGUUCCAAGAGAGCUUAAACGAUACUUACGUGACGUCAGGUCACUGCUGACAAUGGACUGAUUUAGAAAACUUAAGAGGGAAAUAAUGCAAUAUUUUUAUUUUAAUGUUUUAUUUUAUGCUUUUAUUGAUAGAGAGGACUGUAGUUGGUACGAUAAAAGUAUACUUAACAGUCUUAUCUUGAUCAAAGCAUAGAUUUUCCGCUCAAGCUUCCUUGAGGGUGCAAUUUCCCUCUCCGAGAAUCUGCACUGAAGAUCUGUUUCUUCUGUGUGUUUUUGGCCAGUCAUGACUUAUCAUACUAGUAUCAAACUCAGUAAUAAACAUCAUGAGGGGUCCAGGAAUAUGGAGUUAAAUAUUUCAAUCACCCCCUUGUGGUUGGCUGCAGUAUAGCUGACAGGGGCUGAUUUUACAAGGAUAAAAGGUCAGAUAAAGGACAUAAUAUUUCUACAAGAAUAUGUCAAUCAUGCCAAAAUAUUGAUUUCAUUGUAGGUAAUUUCAAUGUCUGGCCCCCACAGUGCCUAUUAAGAAAAACCUGGCCCUUGUGCAAAUGGAGUUGCCUCUCUGAUGCAGGGGUUCUCAACCUUUUCAGCCCCCAAAAUAAAGGUGCCAGAGACCGGGGGCCCCCACUGUGCCUGAAGGUGGCAGAACACAGCUAUGCACAUUCAAGAAUAGUCAUGUCACCCAUUAGGGGGAAAAUGGGAGAGCUCUCUGGAGGCCAGCAAAAUCAUUGUCCAUUUUAAAGUUAAGCAGUGGUAUUUUAUAUUUAACCUGAAU